Aureobasidium vineae is the source of this 2289-nucleotide messenger RNA. The record is from the annotation of a GenBank genome assembly. NCBI's taxonomy places the organism in Eukaryota, Fungi, Ascomycota, Dothideomycetes, Dothideales, Saccotheciaceae.
AUGCCUUUCCGGAUACCAAAGCGCAAGGACAAGGGCCCAGGAUACACUGCUCUGGACGGAAGAUGGGUUGAUGGUGACAAAGAGCGCCUGUCAGACGACGACGGCGCAUCAGACUCGAAUGCGACACCAAUGUUGCGACGCGCCUCUGGUGCUCGUAGUGCCACCUCGUACCCCUUGCCGCCUCGUCGCUUUACGAGAUACUUUACCUUGGUCAUUGUCCUCAUUCUGGUAGGACUCGGUCUCACAUUGGCCCGUUUGAGCGCCUUGUCAGAGGCAUCGUUACGAUCUGGUCUGUCAAAACCACCGCCUCCACCGCCAACCUGGGAGAGCUUUCCUUUCUUGAAACGCUACCAUGGCGGUAUUCGAACCCUAGUCUCUCGCGCCGAGAACAAGCCUGAAUAUCCUGACCUGGACAACAAUACUCUGGAGUCCACUGUACAAAAAGACCAGGAACAACAGACCGCUCCAUCAGACGAGAAGGGUUUCCAGAAGAGAGAUGUAUCACAAGGCCAAAGAUUCAAUCCUGUCGAGCAGGAUGGUCUUGUCGAGUGCUAUCUCAACGAGGAGAGGAAGAGCAAUGUUCCACAACUUUUGGCAUAUUCAGGAGUACCCAAAGGUUUCCCGGAUCCUAUCAUGGGUUCGUACGAGAUAUUCGGUAUGAACGGCGACGUCUGCUUCGAUCGCUACGGCAGACUAGGUCCGUAUGGUUUGGGUUACAGCAAGAGAUGGGGUGGUAGUGGUGCAGGCAUGGAUGGCCAUCGCGAAGGAGCAGAAAAAGUAUGGGAUGGCAAGACUGAAAUUGACUACCGUGAGGUCAAUUGGGCUCAAGCUCAGCAAAAGUGUGCUCAGAAGAACAAGAAUCGUUUCAAGCCUGUGCCGAAAGCCUCAAGCCACUUCUUUACUGAGAUGGCGGUCGGAAACCCUGAGGACGACAAGCCUAAGAGAGAGGAGAAGCAAGAGAAGAACCUCCUGUCCAGACAAGCUGUCAUCAUUCGAACAUGGCACGAUUAUCAGUAUGACGAUGAAGACAUGUUCUACUUGCGCGCCCUAGUCAACGAGUUGUCUCUGCAAUCUGGCGGCGAGUAUACCGUCCACUUCUUGGUCCACGUCAAAGACAACGAUAUGCCCAUCUGGAGUGAUGAAUUGACCUACCAGCGCGUUUUGAACGAUUCGCUCCCGCUGGAGUUCCGAGGUAUGGGCACGCUCUGGUCAGAGAGACAGAUGGGCCUGAUCUACGGAGGCAUAGCAGAAACCAACUACCGCGGUCUACCAAUCCACGGUGCCUACAGAUCCACGAACAUGCCUCUGACCUACUUUGCUCACAAGCACCCCGAAUACGACUUUUUCUGGCAUUGGGAAAUGGACAUUCGCUACACUGGCCACUUUUACCAUCUGUUCCACAAGGUCGGCAAGUGGGCAGACCAGCAACCCCGCAAAGGUCUUUGGGAGCGCAACGGCAGAUUCUACAUUCCAUCUGAGCAUGGCUCCUGGGAGGACUUUAAGCAAAUGGUGCGCGUGCAGACUGAACACGGUACAGCCCACAAAGCAGGCAUGUACGAAAAAGUGUCGGGCACGGAAAACACUCAGGCACGCACACCGCCUGUCUGGGGCCCCAUGCCACCGACCGGUGAAGGCGACAAGGUAGAAACCGAAAACGACCCCAAGCCCNCCACAACACCAGACAAAGACAAUUACUCCUGGGGCGUGGGCGAAGCAGCAGACUUGAUAACGUUCAACNCCCUUUUCGAUCCUCACGCCACAAAUUGGAUCCUUGCAGAAGAUGUCACGGGCUACAAUACUUCUGCGGGCUUCCCUCCACGCCGCACAGCCAUCAUCACUGCAUCCCGUCUAUCCCGCCGUCUUCUCGAAACCAUGCAUAGAGAAACUGCUCUGCAACGCCACAGCAUGUUUUCAGAAAUGUGGCCUGGAUCUUGCGCUCUGCACCACGGAUUGAAAGCCGUCUAUGCACCUCACCCCGUCUACAUCGAUCGCAGAUGGCCAACUUCUUACCUAGCCGCUGUGUUUAACAAUGGUUUGCACGGUGCUUCGGGAGGCGCAAGAACAAGUGUGUUUAGCGAUGAGCGCCAGCACAAUUUCUUGGGCACGACAUGGUACUAUCACGCGGGCUUCCCGGGUAAUCUCUGGAAGAGAUGGUUGGGGUAUAAGGUUGAUGGUGACGGAGGCGAGAUGGAGGAGGUUGAAGGUGAGGGUAGGAUGUGUUUGCCGGGCAUGCUGUUGCAUCCUGUCAAGCACGUCGACUUGAUCUACGAACAUAGAGAAGGAGAGUGA